Molecule: messenger RNA, 690 nt
Organism: Chara braunii
Lineage: Eukaryota; Viridiplantae; Streptophyta; Charophyceae; Charales; Characeae
Source: the annotation of a GenBank genome assembly
GGCUGCAGAACAACGAGGAGGAGAGCUUUGCGGAUGAUGAAUACGAUAUCGCCGCACUUGGUUCGCUGGAGAGAACAUGGCACGCAAACACGAAGCCCGGAAAGCACUGAGUGAGGGAGUUGCGCAGGAACCCGGGUUCGUGUAUACGUUGGAGGGUCGUGACCGUGCGUUGAAGGCGCGUCAAACCGGCGAUUGGGUACAGGGGAGGGAGGAGGUGUCGGGUCGCGGGCGACGCAAGAAGAAGGCAACGGCAUCGGACGUUGCCGAAGAACAGCCGGUUCAGAAACGAAAGAGGAAGGUUGCGAAGGAGGAUGCACCACCGAAAAAGAAGAGAGGGCGGCCUCCGCUUUCGCCCGCGAAGAAGGCUGCAAAAGCAGCGACACGUGCAGAGGCCGCAAAGGCUGCAGCAACCGAGGCAAGAAGGCCUGCGAGGAAGAGAACGCCUGAGGUGAUCGAGGACGACGAAGAAAAUCCGUGUCCUAGCCAGAAAAAGCAGUCUUCUUCAUCCUCAUCAUCAUCGUCCGAAGACAGUGCGCCGCAGAACAUAGAGGAGGAGGAGGAAAUGUCCCAGCAAUCGGACGAUAGUGGAGAGGCGAACGGGGAGGACCCGUCGCAGGCGGAUUCUCACGGGGAAGAACAGUCAAGGGAGGAGGACGAGUAGACAUUAGCGAAUCAAUAUAUUGAGGGUAG